Molecule: messenger RNA, 5553 nt
Organism: Athalia rosae (coleseed sawfly)
Lineage: Eukaryota; Metazoa; Arthropoda; Insecta; Hymenoptera; Athaliidae
Product: myb-like protein M
Exons: 1
Source: RefSeq, a predicted model, not a curated record
CCCCCGCCCUCGCAGCUCAGCUUUCGAUUCGUAUCACAAGGGAAGCAACAACCGCAACAACAACAACAAAAACAGCAAAAUAAGCAACAGCAGCAACGAUGCAAUAACAACGGCAACGUGGAAACGAGCGGUGCCGAAAAAUACUACGACUGUUUGCAAUGCGGCGAAGAAUGCCGACACGUGAAAAACAGCGCCGUUAGCGUUACCGGUGUUAAAAGAGCCCCGGAGCAGCAAACGGCGACCGACAAUUCGUCAAAUUAUGCCGUUCAAACCGGCAACAAGAACAACAGCGUCGGAGACUGUGUACCGAAGAACAUCAAUAUUACUGUCAACAGCAAUAGCAACAACAACAAUCCGAAUUUGCUACUUCCGGCAACCCCUCUGGCGUCGAAAGGCGAUUCUUUAUCACGCCCGGCGAUAUUCAUGACAAGAAAGCUCCCCCAAACGCCGGCGAGGAAACGUUCGUCUUUGGCACGUCCAGUUCGCGUGCACGACUCUUUUGUACAACCGAAAAUAACGUCGAAUUACAACAGCUAUUAUCAGCAGCCUAACGAUAAUUAUAACGCCUAUAACAAUUUUGAAAGUAACAAUUUUGAACCAACUACGCAGUGGCCUGCGCGUAUCAGACUAGAAGAGAUGAUCGACUAUUCGCUACCUCAAUCUCAGAGUAAAGAUAACUUCAAGCGGAGCUUUAAGGACACUGAAAAGUUGCUAAAUAAGGUAAUUAGCGGCAACAAUGUGGACCAAGAUGUAGAUAGCGUAAAACGAUGUUCCCUCAUGUAAGAAAAAAAAAAAAAAAUCAAGAAAAAACACAAAAAAAAAAACAAAAAACAAAAAGAAAUGGAAAAGAGAUCCCUACCAAUUAUUGUACUCGUCUGUAUACCGUUCUUAUAUACCUAUUAUUACAUUAAAUUAUACGAUGAAUUUUUAUAGCCAUAUACCCUUUGUACCCGACGCCUGUGCCGCGAUUACUUUCCCCCCCCCCCCCCUCAUUGACGACAAAAAUCUCAACGACAUCUUGAGACGUAAUGAACAAUUUAGCCAAAUCUCUCUCGAAUCGACGACGAUCACGAUUGGAAGCAGGUGCAUUUGGCGUCGCAACUUCCUAACUUGAGUUAUUUUUCAUCCGCACUCUCUUAUUACCUUGAUCUUGAUGUUUCAAGAGCACCCCUAACAAAAAAAAAAACACCCUACACAAGUAUAUACUCGGAAAUAUUCCUUUGCGGUGAAGUCAAGUUUAAUUGUUUCCACUUACACAUUUAUGUUACAUGGUAAAGUUUGCAUAUCUUUGCGAAAUUUUUCCGCUUGCUUAUCCGAUUUAUGCGAGCUAGCGUUACACGCAGCCUUCGAUUCGAUUCGAAUUUUAACCGGAAUUGAUAGCACAGUGCGGGGAAAAAAAAAUGUCGUCGGAUUUCCAACUUCGCGUCGCUCGAUAAUUUUUCAUGCGUAUAAUUUGCGACUUUCUAUUUCGCUGAUUUCUCGCGAAUUCGAGCUUGCAACGGGAGACGCUAGUUUUUUUCGCUUUGCGAGUUUCGCGCGUUUCGAGUGAACACUUUCUUUUAGCGUAUAGGAUCGUUAAUAAUCACGAAUGUGAUGUAAAGCAAAGUAAUACUAUCCGAGUUAUUCUUCAAAGUUUAUUAUACGAAUCAAACCGUACAUAGCAUGUGUAUAUCUAUCGUCAUAUAAGAAUGAAGUUAUAUUAUCUUGAUAUGUCGUAGGUAUUUAUAACGAGUGCCCUUUCCUUGUUAAAAUCGUAUACACAUUAUACAUUAUAUAAUACGUCUAGAUGUAUAAGUGAGUAUUCCCCAAAAAUAAAAUGAAAAAUGAAUAAAAACCAUUUAAAAAAUAUAAAAUAAAACCAUGCCCAGUAUUUUUUAAGUAUUAAAGGCAAGGAAAACUUGUAUCGUUGUGCCCAUCUGUUAGAUUAAUAUACCAUAUCUAUAUAUACUCUCUUUACACAGGUUAGUGUAAGUGCCUAUCAAAGAUUUUGAAAUUUUAAGAGGAAGAAGAAUUAACAAACUAUAGAAAAAUGAGAAAUUAAAAAUUUCCAUUCGGAUAACUUUGACUGUCGAGGGCAAAGCGUCGUUACGAAACUACGUGACGAUGAGAGGGUGGAGGGAUAGGCGAGAGGGUUGGUGACAACUCGAUCCAUAAUUUAAUUAACGGGUGGCGUAUUAUGUAAUAAAAUGAUAUGAUAUAAUAAUUUUGGUGCUGAUGCUUGGUGAAAUAGACGAAUCAAAAAAAUCUUUGAUUGUGCACGUAACGUGGUGUAUAGGAAAAUGUAUUUAUUCAAAUUAUAGACUGCACGAAAUAUACAUGGGGCAUUCCUCGUCAAACCGAAGACGUCCCAAUUUACCGGUUUCUGAUAGCGUUCGAAAUUUUUUUAAACUUAUAAUUUAUCCAAACCAAAACCCGGACCCAUGAGCAUUUUUUAUUCGGAGCUCUCAUUUUUUAAUCAUGCAUUCCUCAAAAUUCACGUUUACUACAAAAAAGAGAAUUUGGAUGUUCGUUUUCUGAAUGACAGCCCAAUCUAGAGAGAAAAUUAUGAGGCCUUGAGCUUUACGGAAAUCCUUUGCAUUUUUGGCGUCAACGAAUUUGACGCUACAUUGAUAAAUUACACAAAGAAUUAAUUUUUGAAAAACCCACAACUUCGAUUUGGGGUAUUUUACGCCCAACAAAAGUGGUGGAAUAGACAAAAUUUUCCAGACCAGAAUCAAAGUCUGCGCUCGAUUCUACGAGCUCUCAUUCACAAAAUUGUGAAAGUGGAUUACUUUUUUUCACUUUAAAUAGAAUCUGUAUGUAAGACUUUCCACGUUAGACGUAUGCCAACGAAAACUCGUCGUGAAAAUGUCAAUUUCAUCGUCAAAUUUCGAUCAUUCGUUCCGAGCUCAAGCGCUUCCGAUUUCCUUCGUAUUUCUACCGCUCCGCGGCGUACCGCUCCGUGGCGUACCGCCGCGUCUCAUCUCUUUGCGCCGUGCUCACGCCCCGUUAAGCUUUCUCGCAACGGAAUCCCUUUCUAAAAAGAAUCACCCAAAUGCAGUCGGCAGAUCAGUCGGUUACGAGCUUCAGCUCGGUCGUCUCAAGGCGAACCUACGUCGCUUUUCGCGACACCCAAUUUUUACACGUGCGUCGGGCUCUCCGACAGCCGGCACGUGCCGCAACUUAAACAUAAUUUAUAGCUUUUUAAUAGACGAGGUGUGAAAUUCCUUUCCUGAUGUUUUUCUUGCUCCUAUUGUGAGCAGGUGUCGGACGAGCUGUCAUCACCUGAUAAAGAUCUUGUUCACACCUCUUAAUUCAAUUAUCCCUUCCAUCCACCUGAUCGGCGGCAUUCCCUUCCGGUAUGUCUACGAAUUUUAGGUGACCGCAAACCAUAUAAGGAAGUAAAUAUGUGAAAAUUCAGUACAUAUUUAAACGGUUCAGAGUACAUUCAAGGAGUUCAAUUCUGUCCCAUUCUGCCAUACUAAAGCAUAAGCCUGUUACUUCAGAAUUAGAGGCACCGGGUGUACAAAAAAAAAAAAAAAAAAAAAUUCAAAUAAAUUUAUUUUCACUUGCAUCGCGUUGUUAUACAUUAUGAAAGGAAAACUGACAAAUUUCAUUGUUAUUUUCCGCGCUCACGAUAAAUAACAUAAUUUCGCCUAUUCCAACUUAAGGCCUAAAAUACCCGAAAUCGAAGUUGUGGGUUUUCCAAAAAUUAAUUCUUUGUGUUAUUCAUCAAUAUAGCGUCGAAUUCGUUGUCGUUAAAAAUGCAAAGGAUUUUUUCUGUAAAGCUUAACAUUUGAGGUCUCAUAAUUUUCUCCCUAGAAUGAGCUGUCAUUCAGAAAACGAACAUCAAAAUUCUCAUUUUUGUAGUGAAUGUGAAUUUUGAAGAAUGCAUAAUUCAAAGAUGAGAGCUCCGAAAAAAAAUGCUCUAGGGUGUGGGUUCUGGUUUAGAUAAACUAUAUGUUCAAAAUAAUUUUGAAGGCUAUCGGAAACCGGUAAGUUGGGACGUUCGCGGUUUGACGCGGAAUACCUCAUAUAUUAUACACAAUAUAUAUAUCCAUACAUAGGUAUACCUAUACAUAACAUACACUAAACAUAUGCUCAUGUUCUUAUGUAAUAGAACGAAAAACUGAGAGAAAGAGCUGGUAACCGAGAAACAAAAUGAAUAAUAUUAUCGUCGUACCAUUAUUAUUGCAUUAAUUGUUAUUAUUAUUCCAAUUAUCACUGUUGUGUUAUAUUUGAGAGUAUAUCAGAUUCCAAUUCUGGAAUCGCCCAGUAAUAGACGUUUCUACUUAGUAACUCGAUUCAUUAUCGUCGUAAGCAUUAAUAUUUGCAACACAAUCGGGAAAAAAAUUAUUGCAAUUAAAGGAACAAACACAAUAUACGGGCUGUUAAUUAUGAAAAUGAUUAUCACGAUAAUGACAAUUUGCAUUAAGAGUUUAAUGACCCGUCAGUAAGCGGUUUUUGGCGAUGAAUAAAUUUUCAUCCGAUUCGAAAGUUAUAUACAAUAUAUGCAUAUAUUAUAUUCAAUCAUACGGGAAUUGUUGUUAGUUCAAUGAAAUCAAUUUAUGUAUUAUGUUCAAUGGAAAUGAACCUCCGUUCAGUAGCUGCGAUAAAAACUGAAGUAGUCACAGACGUUGCGGCUAGUUUCGGAAAUUUCAAAGCAACCAAGGAAAAAAGAGAAAAGUGAAAAAUUCCACCGUUGUUAUUAAAAUACUUGGUUGGUGAAACUCGUUUCAAAGUUGUUGUUUUUUUUUUUUCAUCAUAAUUUUAUUAUCAAUUUAAAUAUUUAUGAGUAGUAAUUUUUCUUAUGCAGACUGUUAUAUUAUUAAAUAAUAAUCAUUAUAUAAAUCAAAUAAUAACCAUAUAAUAAUAACAAGUCCUCUCGACUCGAUGUCUUUUUAAUUGUGUAACCAAGAUGAGGUGCUUUUACAGCUGUUUGUCAUCUAUUAAUUCAACAUAAUCCGUUCUCAUUCACAAUUGUAUUGUAAUAGCCGUUUUAUCCAUUCAUGACAAUCACCAAACGCGCCUCGAUACAGUAGGAAUAUUUAUUCUUAACGACUUUAUACAUACCUAUCCAGAAUGUGACAUUUAUCUGAAAUGAACAGAAACAAAUAUAUAUAUAUACAUAUAUAUUACGAUAUAUAACCAACAAAAAAAAUUCCUUUCAAUUUUUUCACGAAUUUACUUUGCAGCUUUUGUAUUGUCGUUAAUUUCAAUGUACUAUACGUAUUACAUAUAAUAUUGUUUUCCAAAAAUAAAAUCUAGAACUCUCUAUACAUAUGAAUUUCUAAAUUAUUGUUUAUUACGCGUACAACAUACCUAAUUAUUUCGAUUCCUCAGGAGAGUAUUAUGAUUGAAAAAAUAUUCGCUUUGUUUGGAUAGGGUUCAGAAAUUAAAAUAACAAAUAAAGAUGACAUUAGUUUCCAUUUGAUUUUAUUUUAUUGUCACAUACGAUCAUUAUUCUAAUAUCUAUACAUUUUACAAACGCCUGCGCAGGAUGAUAAGUAAACGAAUAAAAUACACAGCGUAUAACUUCCUGGUCGAUAUUUAAGCAAAAUAAAGGAACAAAAA